AUGGAGUCCAGGAGGACCGUGCAGGGGAAAAACAAAAACAAAAACACAGCAAAAAACAAAAAGCAAACAAACAUAAAAAAGCAGAAGGGAAAACGAGAGAAAGGAAAAGGAAGUCUCGGAGCUGUCUGGCUCUGGUUCUCUCUGGGGCUCCAGGUGACCCGGAUGCCUGGCUCAGCCCCUCCACCCAGGCUGGGGGUCCCUCCUUGCCUGGCUGGGGGUUGGCCUGCUCUUUUUGGGUGGGGGUGGAGGCAGGGGUUUGCUGAGCUCAGAUGGUGGGAUGUUUCUCUCUUCCCUCCACCCAGAUCCUCCUUUUGUGUCCGGAAAUAG
Rangifer tarandus platyrhynchus (Svalbard reindeer) is the source of this 327-nucleotide messenger RNA. The record is from the annotation of a GenBank genome assembly. Lineage: Eukaryota; Metazoa; Chordata; Mammalia; Artiodactyla; Cervidae.